Lagopus leucura (white-tailed ptarmigan) is the source of this 1789-nucleotide messenger RNA. RefSeq names its product colony stimulating factor 1 (gene CSF1). Gene Ontology annotation, biological process: osteoclast differentiation; positive regulation of macrophage differentiation. The record is from RefSeq and is a predicted model, not a curated record. Bases 31 to 1497 code for a protein of 488 amino acids. Gene Ontology annotation, cellular component: membrane. Gene Ontology annotation, molecular function: cytokine activity; growth factor activity. The transcript has 9 exons. Lineage: Eukaryota; Metazoa; Chordata; Aves; Galliformes; Phasianidae.
CGCCGCAGCCCCGGCCCCACGGCAGCCCCCAUGCCCCGCCUCGGAUCCCAGGUGUCCCUGUUCCGCUGCACCCUGCUCUCGUCCCUCCUCCUCAUCUGCAGCAUCCAUGAGACGGAGCAGAACAGCUACUGCCAGCAGAUCAUCACCGAGCGGCACCUGGACUACCUGCAGGAUCUGGCAGACACACAGAUGCAGCAACCUGGCACGGUGUCCUUCAGAUUCAUCAGCAAGAUGCGGCUGAACGACUCUGUCUGCUACGUGAAAGCUGCCUUCCCUUUGCUGGGCACAAUCCUGAACAGGACGACGUUCAAGGAGAACUCAACAAACGCCAACAAGAUGAAGACGGUGCGCAGGAUGUACGAAAGCAUCGAUGAGAACGUGGACCCCUGCAUCAGGGAGGAGGACGACGAGGAGCACGUGCUCUCCGAAACGUGCUUCGAGGAUUUCACCACGUCCCCCUACGAGAUGCUGGUGCUGGUGAGGCAGUUCUUCCAGGACAUCAAACAACUGCUGCACAACAAGGAGACCUUUGAGAAGGACUGCAGCCAGGUGUACCGCAGCGCCUGUGCGGGGCCCCAGCAGCGCAGCUCCUCCCCAGGUGUGGGGACAGAUCCUGACUGCAAUUGCCUGUCCCCUGCCCUCCCUUCUGCCACCCAGCCCUCCCUCUCCGCUGCCACCCGUGCCGGCAGGGACGUGGCACCCUCUAGCACCAGGGUCCCUUACCGCCAGCUGGGCGGCAUCCUGGCCGAGUUAGGCAGCAGUGCCUCGUCCGAGCCCCCCAGUAGCAUGGAGGGCAGCUCAGGGGCCGAGGAACUGCCAGGAACCGGGCUCGGCGACGCGUCGGCGCCGUCCCCCACCGUGCAGCAGACGCUUGGAGCCCUCCUGGAUCCGGCCGCGAGCGCCAGCCCGAAGGCCGAGGACAAAUCCAUCCCGUUCCACGGGAUGCUGGAGGAGGGCGCCGGGACCCCCGUCCUCCCGCAUCAGCUCCCUUCGCCCCGAGGGAUGAGCACGGCGAUGCCGGCGGCGGUCCCCAGCAGCGGCUCCGCGCAGCGCCGCGCCGUCGGUCGCCGUCCCACCGAGAGCCCCGAGCGGGUCACGCAGCUCCGCUUCUCCAGGAUGGCUCCGCUGUUGCGGGGACGGGCGGAGGGCGGCCCCGGGGACGGGACGGGGGCGCGAGGCUGGGGGCUGAGCCGGCUGCGGGAGCCCGAGGACGGCGGGGCCGGACCCAGCUUUGAUUCGAGCUUUGUUCUGAGCGCAGAGCAGCGCAGGAAGGAGCCGCCAGCCGCCGGCGAGAGCCACCGGGAGCUCCUGGUGUACGUCACGGUGGCCAGCGUCGUGGCCGUCUUGCUGGCCAUGGGCGGGCUGCUUUUCUACAAGUAUAAAUCCAAGGUCCUGCAGCGGCCGCUAGAACAGAGGGGCUGCGACCCCGAGGAGCCGGAGACCAGGGCGCUGCAGGGAGCGGAGGGGUGCGCGGAGCUGGAGACGCAGGAACUGUGAGGGCCCCCUGGCGGGAUGUGACGCUGCUCGGGGGGGCGGGGGGGUGAACGGACGGGGGCGCUCCUCGCUGGGCGACGGACGGCCGUUGUGCGGCCCCCAGAAGACGCGACGAGCCCCAACCCCCGGCCUGCAGCUGGAACCCGCACAACCCACGGAUGAGGAAGGAAGGACGGGGCAGCGCAGCCCGGCAGGACCUUGGCGAUGGGGUGGAUGGCACCGAGGGGCUCCGUGGGGACGGCGCUGGAUGCGUCCGAAGCUGCGAGUGGAAAAUCCCCCCCCCCCCCCCCCCCCC